AUGCGGUCUGACCUGGUGAAGAUGGUCUCUUCGAGGCAAUCGGCCGCUCUCUGGAUCGAAGGGCCUGCCGACGACGAAGAAUCGCCUUCACACGCGACAUUGCUAGCAGCCAAUAUGGUUCGCGAUCUCAGUCAGCUGAGUAUUGCUACGCUCUCUCACUACAUCCACCGACCAAGAAACGCAUCUUUGGGCCGCGAGCGCGCGUUUUUGGAAAUGGUGUACUCUCUGGUCUGCCAGAUAUCUCGAACAAUCCCUGAGCAUGCGUCCUUCGAGGCAGGUCUUGUCGAAAAAGCCAAAUCUCUGCCUGCGCUCCCACAGGCUCAUUCCGAAGUGACCCUCAGCUUAGCUCCAGCGGUCAACGUUUUCGAGUCUCUUUUGAAAAGCCUCCCUCCACUUUUGUUCUGCGUGGUGGACGGAUAUCAGCUUCUUGUGAAAGGCUCAAACUCUCCGGAGUUGAAAGCAGCCUCCAAGCAGUUCGUCGCUUGCAUCUGCGAUGCAGCAACGCGCCAGCUCUCAGACCAGCCGCCAAUAUUCAAGUCGCUUUGGACCACGGAUGGGUUCUGUGGGGAUUUGCGGCUAGCUGAGAACAGCCGAGGUCUGACACGAGUUGAGUUCGAAGAUGAUGAGGACUUUGAGUCAAUGGCUUUUCGUGGUAGGGAAAUGUCGCCACUACUGGAAGGGUAA
Messenger RNA from Colletotrichum phormii, 684 nucleotides. RefSeq lists its product as uncharacterized. The transcript is spliced from 2 exons. The record is from RefSeq and is a predicted model, not a curated record. Bases 1 to 684 code for a protein of 227 amino acids. Lineage: Eukaryota; Fungi; Ascomycota; Sordariomycetes; Glomerellales; Glomerellaceae.